Molecule: messenger RNA, 1821 nt
Organism: Rotaria sp. Silwood1
Lineage: Eukaryota; Metazoa; Rotifera; Eurotatoria; Philodinida; Philodinidae
Source: the annotation of a GenBank genome assembly
AUGGAACAGCAAAGAACACAAGAACUCAAUCAACUUCAAAAUCAAUACGAAAUAUUAGAAUAUCAAAUAGCUGAUUUUACUCAAAUAUGUGAUGAUUUAAAUAUGCAAAAAGAAGCAGCACAACAAGAAUUACAAACAGCUCAAAGCGAAUACAAAGAAGCAGAACAACUAUUGAAGCAAUCCAAACAACACGAACGUGAAGCAAAUAGGGAAUAUGAAAAAGCAUUACUAGAAGAAAGAAAUGUUCAAUCACAAUUGGAGAGAGCAUUGCACGAAGAAAAGAUGGCCGAACAAGAAGUACGUGCUGCUGAAGCUCGACUCAAAAAAGAAAAACUCUUAAAUAUGGGCUGUACUUUACUUGCUUUAGUUCCAGUUCUUUCUUUUUUGUGUACAGCCAAACAAGGCGACUAUAAUGCAGCUCAAAAUGCUUUACAUCAAGCUCAAUCGAAACUUGAAAGUAAGAAAUCAGCAUGUAACGAUAUUCGUAGCAAACUAGAUAAUGCUAAAACGAAACAAAGUCAAUGUUAUUCAAACUUCAAUCAAAUGCAAAGUGAACGGCAAGAAAACGAACGAAAUCUGGGUGAGCGAAAGUCGACAUUUAAAAAUCAAAAAAAUAUAUUUGAGAGGCUCAAAACUGAACAUCGUGAAGCCGUACGAAAGCGCACUCAAACCGAAUCCACUUAUAAAAGUGUAGCCAAUAAAUUACAACGUACACAAAUGCAAUUGAAUACAAUUAACACUGAUCUUCAACGAUAUCGGCAGGAUGUUGCUAAUUGUGAAAAUCAAAAACAUGAUCUAAAUUCAAAUAUUACAAAUUUAACACAUAAAAUUGAACGACACGAACGCUCUAUGACAGAGCAUCGAACAACAAUGGAUGAAAAUCAAAAAGCUUUAAAUACAAUGAUUAAUCAACAGCAAAAUCAAAUGAAAAUUGUUGAAAAUUUCAAAUAUAAAAUGGAUAAUUCAAAACGAACAUUAGGCGAAAAAAUUAAUCUUGAAAAAGCUCGAAUUCGAGAAAUGAAUCAUCAAAAAACUUUACUUGAAUCGAAUAAAAAAACAGUCGAAGAUUUAUGUCAUGAUAUAGCCGAUAAAAAGCAACAACUAAUUAAAACUAAAGAACAACUUGACAAUACCAACAAUGAAAUAAAACAAACUGUUGCACGAGCAAAUGAAUUAAAAACAGAAAAACAAACAUUGGAACAAAAUUGUCAAGAAAAACAAAAAACACUUAAAAACGUUGAACGUUCUCAUAAUGAAACACGUAUACAAAUACACAAGCAAAAGGAACAAAUAGAAAGUAUUCGCGGAACACUUUCUACAUUGGACAAUCAAGAAAAACGAUUAUUUCAAGAAAUUAAAAUAUAUGAAGAUCGAUUAGAAAGCAAAACUUUGGAACUUGCAAAAACUCAACAGAAUAUCGAAGAGUUAAACGAAAAUCAACUACAAAAUGAACGACAAUCGACGAAUGCACGAAAUGCUGUAUCUAGAGCAACUGAAGAAUUAAAUUCGAUUACAGAGAAUAUCAAAGAAACUAAUACAUUGAUCGCUCAACAAGAACAUAAGUUUCAACAAUUGAGUGACCAAUUGAAAAAUUCUGCAGGCAAAUUUACGAUUAAUCAAAAUCAAACGUUAAAAGUUUAUGAAAAAAUUGAAAAACUUCAAGCAACCAUUACGAAACUAAAAGAACAUCAUUGUGAAACACAACAAAAACUUGAAGAAGAACAAUAUAAAGUCAUCGAUCGAGAAACGAUUCGUCGAGGAUUGAAACAAGAAACAAAAACAGAAGUUCAACAAACAAAUAAACAAAAACUACACCAUUGA